Messenger RNA from Symbiodinium sp. CCMP2456, 3174 nucleotides. NCBI's taxonomy places the organism in Eukaryota, Dinophyceae, Suessiales, Symbiodiniaceae. The record is from the annotation of a GenBank genome assembly.
AUGCGACAUGAAUAUGGCAGCCACAUGUCGAAGCAGGACUGUAGGGUCACCUUCGACCAUCUGCCGGGGCAGAUUGAGAGAAACAAGACAGGCCUGCCGAAACCGGUGGGCCACACUCCAAGCCACAGAUCGGAUCGAAGGCGGUUGUCAUCAAGAUCGGUCUCGCCGACCAAAAAGUUCAGCGGCUCGGCAUCGAGCACAGUCGACAUGGGUACUAGCAGCUGGGCCACACGAGCGAUGUCGCGGCUCACGGACAGUGCCAGUGCCGAUGAGGAAGAGCUUGAGUCACACAGGGAGGAGAUCAAACCUCUCAAUCCCCAGGAGGAGGACAUGCUGAACGAGCAGUUCCACAAGGCUCAGGACGACAUUGAGAAGCUCCUGGUGUGGAUCCCCGUCUCGCUGGUCCUCGGCUCCAAGAAGGAGCUGGGAAUCAGCCUGGGAGGGACGCCUGCGACGCCAAGCAUGGCGGACAGCAUCCCGGACAUUGCCGAGGUGACCAAAGUGGAGCCUCACGGGCUGCUUGAAACCUACUUGAGCGCGACGGACAAAGGAGUCAUACGUCUAAGGUCGGUCGAUGGUCACUGGGGCCGGCACGGUUUGGAGACGCUGCGGAAGACACUGCGGCAGUUAGGUUCUACAGCAGAGCCUUGUGCAGUCGAAUUGCUGUUCUCAAGAGAGGAGAGAUAUAAGUUCGGGUACAAGAUCCGGGAGUGCGAUGGCACGGCGCUGCACCUCGCGGCGCUUCAUCAGCGUGGUGAGACCUUGCUCCAUCAGCUCCUUCAGAGAAGAGCAGAUCCAUCCCAGGAAUACCACUUCCUAUCCCGUGGCGACCUCGGCGCUGGUCAGGCGUUGCACCUGGCCGCUGCAAGGGGCUUCGUGCGCCACAUGGACCUGCUCUUGAGAUACCGCGCAGACGUCCAUGCCUACAGCAGGAUCAAGCAGGUGAAAAACUACUGCGCUCUUCACGAGGCGGUGCUGUACAGUCAAAAGAAUGCUGCCUACUUCUUGCUGGUGAAAAAAGCGGAUGUCAAUGCAAGGAACUUGAAGAAGAAGUCUCCUCUUCACUUGGCAGCCCGCUCCGGUCACAUCAGGAUGUCCCAGUUCCUGAAAAACUAUGGAGCCAAUCUCAAGGCGCUGGACGAUAAGGGUGCGACGCCGGUUAUUACUGCUGUAGAGGCUGGCCGCUACAGGUUCGAUAAGCUCUUCAUCUUGAUGGAGAGAUCCUUCGAGGACUUGCUUGUGGUAAGCAAACUCUGCGCCUCCGUGGCGCCUGAGAUCAUGCACGACAAGGGCCAGAGCCGGAUUCAUCCCGAGUGGACGGAGGCCCUGGUCAAGCAGGCUGAGACAGAUCUGGUCUCCUCUACACGGCAUUGGAUGGAGAUCAUGCAUUGGUCUGAUGGGGCUGGCGAGGUAAUUCUCGACGUGCUCACUGUGCGCCCAGAAGCGCAGAACAGCAACUACAAUCCAAUUCCCAGGCGAGCGAGGCUGCCAUCGGGGGUGCAAAUGGUGUGUCGAUACGAAUGUGCGAGAAUCUGGGAGUGGGACCAGGAGUCUGGGGCGGCGCCGUGGCAUUCGCUGUUGUGCCCGGGUGGGCUGAGCAUUUAUGCGAAGCGCAACACCUUCCACCAGCGCGUGGCGCUGCUAGAGUCUUUCCUUUGGUGGCGUCGAAGACGAGGCAAUCAGUUCUUCGGUACGCAGAAUGUCUCCGAGCUGCUGAAUGCUCCCAUGACGAACGCCAGGAACUUCCAGCCUGAGGUGACGACUGCCGUCCGGGACAAGGAGAGUGUUCCUGUGAAGGUGCGGCAGUUGAAGCUUCCUGGCAUCAUGAACCCGGAUGUGAUGAGCAUUCUUGCGUUUACGCAGAACCACAACAUUCUUCUCAAGCCCACUGGACAGGCGAUUAUCCAGUAUGCGUGGGAUCACGUGGCCAGGUACUACUACUGGACCUACGUCUUCUAUCAGGUCAUCACCCUCGGCAACCUGGUCGUCGAGGUGGUGUCUCCUGCGGACACUUUCUGGGGUCGGCGCCUUCGCUGGAGCCUGCUUGCGGUCCUCGCCCAUCUGGAGCUCUUCUACGAGUUUUGGGAAAUGGCCGGAUACUUGUGCUACCUGCAGCACACGGGCCCACUUUACCUCACAAAGUUGGAGAACCUCUACAACUGGGUGUCUAUCCUUCUGCUGAUGGUGCUAGUUUGGUGGACAUCCGGUGAUGUAAGUCUUCAGGAUAUCCCAAUCAUGCUCUCCGUGCUGGUGCUAUUCCGCUGGAUUCAGCUGACGUGGAGUUGCAGGGCCUUCGAAUAUGUUGGGGAGAAGAUCCUUCCAAUCCUGCAAGCCUCCUUCUCCACCUCCAUUGGCGGGAUCCUGGUGGUGACUUUCUGCGUGCUUGUGGGAUUUCUGCAUGGCGCAAUGGCACUGGAGCUUGGGCAUCCACUUCCGCAGCACUACUACGUGGCCUUGGGAUCGCUGAAGCUGCUGCUUCUGGGCGAUGGAGACGGGAUCGAUGUGGCCCUCGCAGUGGGCGGUGCGCCUGAGGAGGGAACGCCGAUGACCUUCGUAUUCCUCCUGACUGCUGUGGUCGUCUUUUGUGUGUGUGUCCUCAACCUCUUCAUUGCAGUUCACGGCGAGGCAUACAACCGGGCGCAAGACAAGGCCUACACCAGCUUUCUGCAGGAACGAGCCGGAAUAUGUCUCCACUGCUUGUUGAGACCAUCCUGGCCCCCGGUCUGCUUCCCCUUCCGUGUGCCACGUCGCAUUGUUGCUUACUUGAUGUUGGAGCUGGUUGCCAUCGGGGUCUGGGCAUACAUGCUGCAAGAGCCUUCGAUUCACUACUUGAUCCCCACCGGACUUCUCUGUGGCAGCGCAAUGCUGGGCGACUCCAUCCUUGUCCAGCGUCCCUGGGACAAGAGAAAGGGGGAACAGUACUACCUCUGGAUGUGCUACAAGGAAAGCCUUGACAAGUCCACGCACAUGUCAGACAGCAACGACUUGUACAAGUCGCUGGAGAAGGAAGUCCGACAGGUCUCAAAGCAGUUCGAGCGGCAAACACGUAGCUUCGCGGAGCAGGUGCAGGGUCUGAAGGAGCGGCUGCAAGGCUUGGAGUCUUCCAUGGAGAAGCUCGCGGACACUGCAGAGUACGUCUCUGGGAGAGUGGGACGAGCGACCAUAAUGGAGUGA